CCAGCUCGCUGCGCCAGCGACCCCAGAUCCGCUGCCCUCCUCCCCCACUCCGCUGCGCGCGGCAUCCGGGAGAAGCCACAGGGCACUGCUGCCCCUUCCCUGGCCUCCUGCCUGCCGCCCCCAUGAGAAAAACCAACAUGUGGUUCUUGGAGCGGCUUCGGGGGUCUGGGGAGAAUGGAGCUGGCCGGGGUCUGGGGGGCGAGGUCGGGGACAGGGCCUCCAAGGGGCCUCUGUAUAGCAAUGUGCUGACACCGGACAAGAUCCCUGACUUCUUCAUCCCCCCCAAGCUGCCUUCUGGCCCCACUGAGGCCGAGGGGCAGGCCGAGCUGGGCCCUUCCACAUCGGAACAGAACCUGGCAUCAGCUGCGCCCCGCCGAGCGCCCCGAAGCCCCCGGCUACCUGCCAAGCUGGCUGCUGAGAGCAGAAGCCUGCUGAAGGCAGCCACACGGCACGUCAUCCAGAUAGAGAGUGCUGAGGACUGGCCGGCUGAGGAAGCCACCAAUGCUGACCCCCAGUCCCAAGGUGCCAUGUCUUUGCCCUCUGUACCCAAGGCCCAGACAUCCUAUGGUUUUGCCACACUGGCUGAGAGCCCCCACACGCGGCGCAAGGAGUCCCUUUUCCACAGUGAGCACGGGGCCCUGGCCCAGGUGGGCUCCCCAGGUACUGGGCGUAGGCGGGCAGGUGCCAAGGCCAAUGGUAGUGAUGGGGGGUCCCGGGAGGCUGGGGGUGGCCUCAUGAGCCCUGGGCGCUACUUUAGUGGUGGAGAGAGUGACACAGGGUCCUCCGCCGAAUCCUCCCCAUUCGGGUCCCCUCUGCUCUCACGUUCUGUGUCACUGCUCAAAGGCUUCGCCCAGGACAGCCAGGCCAAAGUGAGCCAGCUCAAGCACUCAGUGGGCCGACAUGGCUCCCUGUCGGCUGAUGACAGCACACACACCAGCCCUGGAGUCCGGCGCCGACUGACCCGCCGGGCGACCCCAGAACCAGGCCCUGAGUCAGGCCAGGUGCCUCGUGGGGAGCACACGGUUCGGAUGGGCCUGAGGGGCAGUGUACGGCUGCUGGCCGAGUAUGAGGCGGCCCAGGCCCGUCUGCGGGUGCGCCUGCUGGCCGCCGAGGGUCUGUAUGAGCGGCCCUGUGAUGCGCGCAGUAUUAACUGCUGCGUGGGGCUGUGCCUGGUGCCCGGCAAGCUACAGAAGCAGCGCAGCACCAUCAUCAAGAACAGCCGCCACCCUGUCUUCAAUGAGGACUUCUUCUUUGACGGCCUGGGGCCGGCCAGUGUCCGGAAGCUGGCCCUCAGGAUUAAGGUGGUCAACAAGGGCAGCAGCCUGAAGCGGGACACGCUGCUUGGAGAGAAGGAGUUGCCCCUCACCUCCCUGCUCCCCUUCCUGUAA
This is a messenger RNA of Castor canadensis (American beaver), 1388 nucleotides long. RefSeq names its product C2 calcium dependent domain containing 4C (gene C2cd4c). Lineage: Eukaryota; Metazoa; Chordata; Mammalia; Rodentia; Castoridae. The record is from RefSeq and is a predicted model, not a curated record.